CGCAUUUGUGGUAAAAUGUCAGAUUCUCGUGAAGCCAAUGCUGCUAAGAGGGCUGCAAGGAGGGAGGUCAAAUUGUUCCAAGAUGCAAUACGUGAGAAUGACAUUGAGAAGGUGAAAACACUCAUACAUCCACGAUUAGAUCUGAACUUCAGUUACAAAGGUAUAAGUGCUUUAGAAAUUGCAGUUAAAAAUGCCAAUGAGGAAAUGUGCAAAGUAUUACUAAACAAUGGGGCUGACACUAACAAAGAAGUUGCCUCCCAUAAUUCAUUGCUCAAUUUGGCAUGCUGGGGAGGAUACACCGCUAUUGCCAAACUCUUAAUGGAUAACAAUGCUGACUUAGAUGCUCAAAACGAGAAUGGAUCAACAUGCUUAAAUACUGCAGUAUCUAAAGGCAACAAUGAAAUUGCCAAGAUGUUGAUAGCAGCUGGUGCUGGAGUAGAUAUGGACAACAAUGAUUUCCAGUCUCCACUGUCUUCAUGUGCUAGGCUGAACAAUGCAGAGAUAGCAGCUUGUUUGACUGAUGCUGGGUGUGAAUUGAAUCACACCGAAGCAAACAAAAUGACACCACUUAUUGUUUCAGCCACUAACAACCAUGAAGGUGUUGUUGACAUUCUAAUCAAGGCAGGUUGUGAUUUAGAGCUAAAGGAUCGCCACUUCAGUACUGCCUUAUGGUAUGCUGCAUCUGAAGGUCACAUUGGAAUAGUGAAGACCCUACUCUUGGCUGGUGCAAAUAUUAAUGCUCACAAUGCAAAGAAGGUUACACCCCUUUUAGAGAGUGUGAGAAAACAACAUUUUGACAUCGCCAAACUUCUGGUACAGUCUGGUGCUGACCUUAAUAAACCAGAUUCUCAGAAAUGUACCCCUCUGCAUGAGGUUGUUCGAAUAGCUACUAAAUAUUUUGGAAAGUCUGAGGAGAAUGUGAAGUUGAUGAAACUGUUGAUUGAAUCAGGAUCUGAAGUGAAUCUUGGUGAUCGAGAUGGUGCCACACCUCUCUACCAGACAGCCUCUGCAGGCAAUAAAGACAUGACAGACUACUUACUUAGUAAGGGUGCUCUACCUACUGCUGUGACAAACCUUGGGGAAACCAUGCUGCAUGGAGCUGUCUUAGGUCAUAAGCUUGAUGUUCUUAACACAUUUCUGGACUUAGGUGUGGACGUUAACCAGGUCAACAAGAGAAAUGAACUUCCCAUCUAUACAGCUGUACUGAUGAGGGCGAAGAUAGAUAUGAUUGAAAGGCUGAUAUCUGCAGGGAGUGAACUAGAUUACCAAGACAACCAAUAUGGUCACACACCCCUACAUAUGGCUGUUGAACAUAACCUCCUAGAGGUUGUCAAACUUCUUCUCAAAGCAGGGUGUGACCCUAAUCUCAGCACUCUGGAUGGUAAGACACCUCUGUACAUGGCAUGUGAGAAUGGCAAGUUUGAAGUGAUCCAAGCCCUCACAGAACACCCUGGUAUAGACCUAGAUAGAGGCCUGAAACACGUGCCUCUGCACAAAGCUGUCCUGAAUGAUGAACUCACAGUCGUUGAGGCAUUUCUUGAGGCAGGGUGUGAUAUUGACAAGGCUAACCAUGAAGGCAAAACUGCAUUGUACUUUGCUGCAGAAAGGAAGAAAAUAAGCAUUGUAAAAUUGUUAUUAAAGUGGGGGGCCUGCCCAACAGCUCCACAGGGACCCCCUGGCAUAUUCACGAAAUGUUGUCAGUUAUACACAGAUGCACAUCCACAUUUGGAGCUAGAACCAUUAUUCGCUGCUGUACAACAUGAUGAUGCCAAACUGAUGAAGUAUCUCAUAAUGUCUCAACAUUCUCUUCCAUUCAAAACUCUGCAAACCAUUCAGGAUAUUAUCUUCAGAAUGGGCUAUGCCCGUGAUGCAAAUCUCACCCACAAAGCGACUAUGAUGUUCUCGAUAUUGUUUAAACAAGUGCUGAAUGUAUGGCCAUUGCAUGCAUUAUGUAGGGGGGCUAUCAGGAAGCAGAUAGGUCAAAGGCCACAUGAUAAAGUUGCCAACUUGUCUCUUCCUAGAGAGUUGAAAGAUCUUGUUUUGAUGAAAAGUUUGUUUGAUUAGAUUAAGUGCAAUAGUAGAGAGGGGCUGUCAGAUGCCCCUGAAUUUGUUAAAUUUUUUUACAUUUCAGAGUCUUUUUAUAGAUCUUGGGUAAUUCUUAUCUCUUCAUAUCAUGUCUCUGGGUGGAAUAUUGGAUUGUUUAAAAAAUUUGAAUACAGUGUACUACUUUCUAGUGUAUAACUAAUCUGACUCCUUUUGUGUUCCUUAUUGCUUUUUAGAUAAAUAUUUACACCUUUUUUACAUUUAUUUACGUGCAAGUAAACUACAAAGGUAAUCAGUUCAUUAUAUAAUUAUAUGAUGUUAUAUUUAUUAUGUGUAUCAAACUAUAAACUACUGUUCUGUUUUCUACUUUUUAUACAGACUAUGAAAUAUUAUAUCCAUAGAGCUUUUAAUAUUACUCAUUUUACUCUAUAGCAUUUAACUUAUUAGGUUUGUUAAUUUUUUGUACAAUAAAUAAAAAUUGUUUACAUAAACAUAAAUUAUGAUUAAUCAAUAUUUGUUUUACUUUUGUGUUUGUAUACUUUGACACUAAGAAUCACUGAUCCAUUGAAUGAACUAAAUCAUUGUCAGAAUUGAGUUCCCUAAAUAAAUAGUAUAAUAUUAACAAAACUAAAUUCAAGACCUUAGUUCUAUGCAUGAUAAUCAAAUAUUUGAGCUAUUUACAUCUGCAGUCUGUGUACACCACCGGUAGCUGACACCACCAUAUUAUCAUGCAACUAGUAACCAACUUCCCACUCUCAAAAUACAGCCAUUCUUACAAGCACCAAGUCAUAUAAGGUCAACUCAAGUGGAGUUGUAUCAAGUCCUUUUUGGUCCUCUAUGGGGUUAUUU
Messenger RNA from Owenia fusiformis, 2892 nucleotides. Lineage: Eukaryota; Metazoa; Annelida; Polychaeta; Sabellida; Oweniidae. The record is from the annotation of a GenBank genome assembly.